CAUGCUUGUAAAAUGUAAACAAAAGUUAGAUGACUAUGUUGAGUGCCUUCCAGUGCAUUAUAUGAAAGGAAUAAAAACAUGUCUGUCUUAACUACGCGGCCAUCGAACUUUUUUUCAUCAAAUAAUCGCAGACGUCAAUGGCAGAUAGGAAGUCAAAGGCAGCACAGUUUUUCGUUGGAUUUUCCUCAGAAUAUUUAUGAUAAUGAUAAACUUUCUCGUGGUUUGGACAGCAUUUGCUUCGAAGAACCAUUGAGAUCCAGAGAAGAAGAUCGAAUAUUUUUGUACUUACCGCGGAAUUUAUCUUACUGUGAAGUUUGCUCAGAUGUGAUUCGAGAUCAUGUACAGAAAAAAGUUAGACUUCUUAGUAAUCGACUUUGCCAAUAUGAUGAUGUACCUCCAACCCCUGUAGAUAACAGUCGAGUAGUUUUCGAUGUUGGUGAGGAAAGUGAAAAUGAAAACAGCGAGGAUCAGAAAUCGGACUCACCUCAAUGCGACGACAGGAGAUGCCAGUCGGUCGACAGGCCAGGCCGCAUCUUUCCCAUUCUGAAGAAAAAAAGAAGAGCAAUUUCCUUUCCAGCUCCACGAAAGGAAGGUAAGAAAAUUGUCAGGUUUGCGGACGCCCUUGGGCUGGAGCUUGAAUCAAUUCGCUAUCUUGUUCAAAAGGAUUUGCCCAAAAUUGUUCCUUCAGGUACUCGUUUGGACUCAAACAGUAAGCCAAAGUCUGGUGGGAAGAAAAUACAACUUGUACCAGCUUUCCUGAUGCCUUCGUUAAGUGUCAUGUUUACCGAGCGUUUACGAAAAUUGAAAGUUUCCUUGCACAGUGUCAGUACGGCAGACAGUACUGUGUAUGGAAUUAUCAGUGUUGUAAAUAUAACUUUUCAUAAAACAAUUUUUGUUCGAUACACAGUCAAUACCUGGGUAAGCUAUCACGAUGAACUGGCAACUUAUCUUGACGGAUCCAGCACGGAGGACACGGAUAAAUUUUCAUUUACGUUGUUUUGUACUCCGUCAGACCUUUAUAGCCAAGGACAUUCCCUUUUCUUUGCUGUGUGUUAUGAAACGGCUGAUGGUGAAGCAUAUUGGGAUAAUAAUGGUGGGAAAAAUUAUUGCAUAAAAUGUGAAGCAAAAGAAAUUCCAGUGAUCGGUAAUCACAGUUGGGUACAUUUUCUAUAA
Uloborus diversus is the source of this 1173-nucleotide messenger RNA. Its product is annotated as protein phosphatase 1 regulatory subunit 3D-like. The transcript is spliced from 2 exons. Gene Ontology annotation, biological process: regulation of glycogen biosynthetic process. Gene Ontology annotation, cellular component: protein phosphatase type 1 complex. NCBI's taxonomy places the organism in Eukaryota, Metazoa, Arthropoda, Arachnida, Araneae, Uloboridae. The record is from RefSeq and is a predicted model, not a curated record. The coding region runs from base 79 to 1173 and encodes 364 amino acids. Gene Ontology annotation, molecular function: glycogen binding; protein phosphatase 1 binding.